UUUCGUCACAAGCACAUUCAGCAGAAGUAUGAUACACUAGAUGUAACGGUCUCUUGGGAGUCGAUUCGGUGAAAUACAGUAAAAUGGAAGGAGACAUCAGAAAGCGAGGUAUCCUGUACUUACAGCAACAGAGGUUUGGAAAGAAAUGGCGAAAGGUCUGGUCCGUGUUGUACAGAGAAAGCUCCUGCUCCAUCUCUCGUCUCGAGUUUUUUGAGGUUAAAGAUGGAAGUGGGAACACGCUGGAAAAAGCCAACCGCAAACAAGAAAACAAAAAGGUAAUAAAGUUGAGCGACUGCAUUCGAGUAUCAGAAUCUGAUGUUGAAGGAUGUCCACGGGACUGUGGAUCGUUUUUGGUGGAGACUACAGAAAAGACGUUUGUUUUUGCCGUCGAGUCCACUGAACUGGAUGAUUGGAUGCAGAAACUAUGUGAAAUCGCUUUUCCGAGUAGCUGGACAGAAAGAGGAGCGGCGAGAGGAAACAGUAUACACGGUGAAUCCGAUGAAGUCACGAUGUCCGACAACACCCUUUACUGCAGCAGAGAAACCUCUACAGGUAUGAUAGACUUCAAGGUGUCAGUGAGGCGCACAGAGGCUUCUGAGAGAUGUAGCCUGAAAGGAUCGCUGUUGUUACGGACUGAUUUUGAUAGCCUCCUUCUGAAAGACCCUAAAACUGGAGAGGUUUUGUAUUCCUGGCCUUACAGAUUCCUCCGCAGGUUCGGACGUGACAAGGCAACAUUCUCUUUUGAGGCUGGCCGAAGAUGCGACUCUGGGGAGGGCAACUUUGAGUUCGACACAAAGCAGGGAAACGUUAUCUUCCAGUCCGUCGAGGCUGCCAUCAAUGUACACAGAUCCAGUUUACCUCAAAAGCAGGUAUCGCUUGGGGAGCGAGAGCCUGCGCAUGGGGUUCAAAGCUCGAAAGCUCCAAUGGACAACUCUAGCGUCUACAGCAUGGUGUCUGAACAUCCAAUCAGGGACGGGCCCAAACAACAACCGAACCCCCAGCCCUCCAGACUCGAGGCCCCGACUGAGAAGCUUCUGACUGGGGUUAAGAGUCUGAACCUGGACGCCAGACCUCCACCACGUAAAAGCCAGGUCAAGAACUUCAGAAGUUGUCCGUUGGCCAACACCGAAGAUGCAACCUACUCCCGUGCUAUGGCACCAGCUCCAGAACGAGGGGGAAGUCCGGGGGAGAAGAGAGAACUAAAGGACAGACGUUCCACCUGCUCCAACCCUGAGGAAUCCGACUACUCUUUGCCCUUUGACACAAUUGCUAAGAAUGUCAUGGUAGACAUUUUGGCCACAUCUAACCCACCGCCCACUUUAGUAGAGCCCAAUUGUGAAAAUAAUAAUAAAAGUGCUGUAGAAAGCCCGGAACCUCUGUAUGACAGUAUAGAUGAGAGUGCCAUUAGAAAUCGUUUCCCAAAUAGAGGAAAAUCCCAAACCACCCCUUACAAAAGAGUGGAGCACAUCUACGAUGAACCCGAGGGAUGUGCCGUGCCCCCAGCCGUUCCUCCAUCACUCUAUGAUGAACCAGAGGAGGUCAAAGGUCAUGCCUGGAAGAUGCUAGGUACUGUAAUGGAUCCAAGUGGUCAUGAGUACCCCUACAAUGCUUCUGCGGAUGAUUACGCCGUUCCUAAACCUCCCAGGAGAGCUUUACCGCCAGAGCAGAAGGACAAUCAAGAAGAGGACAACUCACCAUAUGACAAUAUCAUGGUAAAAAAUAAUUAAGGACUGUUUCUGUACAUGAGAGGAUAUAUAUAUGAGGGUGUGAGUGAAUGCAUGAAAUAUUUAAUAGUUUAUUAGUAGAAUGGACAAUACUCCUUCACUGCUCUCCAACAUCUGUGAUCUAAAACUGGAUUGAAAAUCAUAUAAGAACAUGAAGAAUUCACUAAACAGUUGUGUCGACUCAUUUCCACAUGCAUUAUUCCAGUCCAAAAAAACUUUUUCUUAUUCUCCAAACAUUUGCGAAUGGUAUUUAAAUGAAAUUUAAUUAAAUUAAAACGAGUAAAAAAUCA
Molecule: messenger RNA, 2014 nt
Organism: Paramisgurnus dabryanus
Lineage: Eukaryota; Metazoa; Chordata; Actinopteri; Cypriniformes; Cobitidae
Source: RefSeq, a predicted model, not a curated record